This is a messenger RNA of Prunus armeniaca (apricot), 237 nucleotides long. The record is from the annotation of a GenBank genome assembly. NCBI's taxonomy places the organism in Eukaryota, Viridiplantae, Streptophyta, Magnoliopsida, Rosales, Rosaceae.
AUGGUUCAGGUUUGCUGGAGGCGAUGGCAAAGGGCUUCUUCGAUGGUGAGCAAAGAUCUGCGAUGGCAAGGGAUGAUUUCUUCGAUGUUCUGCAAUGUAGGCAAUGGCAAAGGGCUUCUUCGAUGGUUCUGCGAUGGAGGUUGGUGUAAAUGGGAUGGGGUGUGCGAUGGGGUGUGUCUGCAAGAGGAGAGAAUUUUCGAUGGGGUGUGGCUGGAUAUCAGAUGGGGUGGGGUUUGA